Messenger RNA from Aspergillus ruber CBS 135680, 484 nucleotides. RefSeq lists its product as uncharacterized. The transcript has 2 exons. The record is from RefSeq and is a predicted model, not a curated record. Bases 1 to 417 code for a protein of 138 amino acids. Lineage: Eukaryota; Fungi; Ascomycota; Eurotiomycetes; Eurotiales; Aspergillaceae.
AUGUAUCCCAACCCCAACUCCAACCAGGCAAGACUCAAACACGCCCCCUCGCCUUCUUCCCCUUCCGACUCAUACCCUGCCACUCGCCCUGUUCACCCUGCGACGUCGAUUCAACAUAGAGCAACUCGUCUUGUCGACGGCGCUGCUCCAACGCCAACGCCAGAGCUACCUGCUGCGCCCAUCGCUGUUCUCGCCCCUAACGGUCAUGCACACUCUCUCGAAAUAUCGGUAAUGCAGACGCUCAUCUUCCGCCGGAUUAUAGUGAUAGAACUUGUCGUUCAGGUUGCGCUCGUCGAUGUGGCUCUGCCGAUUCACACUCCGGCACUGGCGAUAUCUGCCUUCCCAUAUACAGCUCGCGCAGCGGAAUUUGAGCAGGUGUCCAUCGAUCACUGGUUCUUUGAGUGGUUGUUCUUCUGAGAGAGUUGACUCAGAGAUAGUAUAGAUAGGUUGUACCGUCUGUUUCUUCCGCUGUAUCAGCAGGCCU